Messenger RNA from Cutaneotrichosporon oleaginosum, 601 nucleotides. RefSeq names its product 40S ribosomal protein uS10. The record is from RefSeq and is a predicted model, not a curated record. Gene Ontology annotation, cellular component: ribosome; cytosolic small ribosomal subunit. Gene Ontology annotation, molecular function: RNA binding; structural constituent of ribosome. Gene Ontology annotation, biological process: translation. NCBI's taxonomy places the organism in Eukaryota, Fungi, Basidiomycota, Tremellomycetes, Trichosporonales, Trichosporonaceae.
CAUUCUACACACCUGGUGCUAAGUCGCCCCGUACACAAAACGCAUCAAAAUGGCCGAGAAGGACUUUGACAAGACCGGCGCGUCCGCCGCCAAGACCCACAAGAUCCGCAUCACGCUUACCUCGCGUAACGUGAAGAACCUCGAGAAGUUCUCGGCGGACCUCAUCAACCGCGCCAAGGACCGCGACCUGCGCGUCAAGGGCCCCGUGCGCCUCCCGACCAAGGUGCUCAAGCACACCACCCGCAAGUCGCCUUGUGGUGAGGGUUCCAAGACUUGGGACCGCUACGAGAUGCGCAUCCACAAGCGCCUCAUCGACCUUACGUCGUCGGCCGAGGUCGUCAAGCAGAUCACGUCGAUCUCGCUCGAGCCCGGAGUCGAGGUCGAGGUCACCAUUGCUGCUUAAGCGAGUCGAUGUACCUUUGGUUAUCUCUGGCGGUAUGGGAGGGGUGGGAGAGAAUUUCGGACUGAUGACUGACGCUGGCGGCCUGGUGGGCGGAAGAGGUCUUGACACGUCAGGCGUGGGCUCAGGUGUCUUUUUGCACGCGCAGUACUGAGCUUUGCUAUUCAUUGCACUCCAUGCUACAGACCCUUCUUUAGCAGG